AAUCCGCUCAGUCGGCCAUGUCCGCACAGGGAGCGCUUUCUUCUCCAUUUCCACUCUCUUUUCUUACGCUCUACUUUUCCCUUUCUUCCUUCGGCCGAUCACCUACUGUUCCUGACCCAUCGAACCAACUCAAAAACCAGCCCAAAAGUCUUUGCUUCUAAGUUUCUUCAGCCCCAUUCCAUUUGAGCUCUCCAAAUGGGGCUUUGAUUCGUUAUCUGAAUACCCAGUAAGGAUUUUCUCUGUUUCCUCCCUUUUGUUGGGUUUCUUUGUUCUUUCUCUUAUGAGCUCUGUGGAGCUCACAGUCGGAGUGUUUUCUGGCACUUGCUCUGUAAUUUACUUCGAUUGAUUUAGAUCUGAAUUUGUUGGAACAACGCGCCGUUGUUGGUGUUUUUACAUUGAGGAAAUCUAGCUGUUAUUUGUUCUUUGAUUAAUUGGGUAAUUCGACUUAAUUGCAUUUACUUCGUUGCCGUUUUGUUCUUCCUACAUUUCAAUCUUGAGUUACUUCUCUUUAAUUUACCCCAUCGGUUUGGGACAGAUCGCUGUUUCUAUGAAAUGGGUUUCACUUUUGAGCUUGUGAUGGUUGUUUCUGAGCAAUGAUUUUCUUUAUUUCCUCUUCUUCUAAGGCCAUUGGAGGUUUUGGCAGAGCAGUGAGUGAUAGAACUUGUAAUUUUGUGAGAUAUCAAUCUGUGGUUAAUAGCAUUAUCCGGAAUGAUUGGGCGUAAAGCCAAUGUGGGUAGCUUUUUAAAUCAGCAAUGGAUGAGGAAGAACAUGAAUUCUCGUGAUAGAAAAUGGAUUGUCCCAUUCUUUGCCAGUCUGCUCAUUUCAGUUUCCCUGCUUCUAACAGCUACUUUUGGGCUGUUUAUUCCUUCACAAAGUGAUAAUCAAUUGCCAUUUUAUGCUAUACCUUUCCCAAAAGAGGAGGAUUCUAGUGGGUAUUUCAUUGAGCCUGAACUAAAAAGAUCAUUGGAAGAAGCUAGUGGUGUUCUGAAAAUGGAACCUCCAAGAUUGGCCUAUCUAAUUUCAGGUACAAAGGGGGAUAGCCGCAGAAUGAUGAGGACAUUGCAGGCUGUAUAUCACCCAAGGAAUCAAUAUGUUCUGCACAUGGAUCUCGAGGCUCCGCCUCGUGAAAGAUUGGAGCUGACUAAUCUUGUAAAGGCUGAUUCAACGUUCAAUGAGGUCGAGAAUGUGCGUGUAAUGGCUCAGUCCAAUUUGGUUACUUAUAAAGGACCUACGAUGAUUGCUUGCACGCUUCAAGCGAUAGCGAUUUUGUUGAGAGAGAGUUUGGAUUGGGACUGGCUUAUAAACUUAAGUGCCUCAGAUUAUCCAUUGAUGACACAAGAUGAUUUGCUUUAUGUGUUCUCCAACUUGACUAGAAAUUUCAAUUUUAUUGAGCAUUCACAGAUUGCGGGGUGGAAAUUGAGUCAUCGAGCGAAACCGAUCAUCGUUGAUCCAGGUCUUUACUUGUCCAGAAAAUCGGAACUUUCUUGGACGACUCAAAGACGCUCGCUUCCGACAUCAUUCAAGUUGUUUACAGGUUCGGCAUGGGUAAUGUUAACACGAUCGUUCGUCGAGUAUUGCAUUUGGGGAUGGGAUAAUCUCCCACGAACCAUCCUCAUGUAUUACACGAAUUUUCUGUCGUCGCCAGAGGGCUAUUUUCACACGGUAAUCUGCAACAAUGAAGAAUUUCGCCGCACCACAGUAAGUCACGACCUCCAUUACAUUGCUUGGGACAAUCCUCCAAAGCAGCAUCCACUGUCUUUGACAAUGAAGGACUUCAAUAAAAUGGUGAACAGCAAUGCUCCGUUUGCUCGGAAGUUUGCCAAGGAUGAUCCAGUGUUGGACAAGAUAGAUAAAGAGCUGCUUGCUCGAACAAAAAACAGAUUUUCACCAGGGGCUUGGUGUAUUGGGAGCUCGGAAGGAGGAGCUGACCCGUGCUCGGUGCGUGGAAACGAUUCGGUGUUCAGGGCAGGCCCUGGUGCUGGCAGGUUGCAAGAGCUCGUUCACUCACUGUUGUCUGAAGAAAUUUUGAAAAAACAGUGUACAUGAGAAAUAGGUAAACUAAAAGUUCACAGUUUUACAUCUAAACCAAGUGUAUAUUAAAUAUGACAAAUUUUUGUUC
This is a messenger RNA of Cucurbita moschata (crookneck pumpkin), 2119 nucleotides long. RefSeq names its product beta-glucuronosyltransferase GlcAT14B-like. The record is from RefSeq and is a predicted model, not a curated record. Gene Ontology annotation, cellular component: membrane. The transcript has 4 exons. Bases 709 to 2046 code for a protein of 445 amino acids. Gene Ontology annotation, molecular function: glucuronosyltransferase activity. NCBI's taxonomy places the organism in Eukaryota, Viridiplantae, Streptophyta, Magnoliopsida, Cucurbitales, Cucurbitaceae.